AUGGGGGAGGAUGAUGAAAAUUAUGCAAAGAUCUCAGAGCUUGAAAACAUUAAUAAGAUUAGCAGGGAGCUAACUAUCCAUGGUAUUAGACAUUGUAUGGACCCAAAUAUUGCACACAAGGAAUGGUUGAAGCAGAAGACAAACUUACAGAGCCUGACACUUAUUUGUGCAAGCGAUGUGGGGGUGAACUCUGAAAGUCAUCUAGAAGGGUUGGAACCACUGCCUGGAAUUGAAAACCUCAAAAUUGUCCGGUAUUCUGGUCAGGAAUCCCCGCAGUGGAUGAGGGUGUUUCGCUUUCGGCUGUUGUGCGAGAUGGAACUAUCAGAUUUCCCAAAAUUGGAGCGACUGGAGGGGCUACCGGAGUUUCUUUGUUUGGAGAAGCUUAUGCUUAGUGAUAUGCCUGCUCUUAAAAGCAUAAGCGGAGGUCCAUUUCCUUCGCUGCUGAAGUUAUUCAUCAUGGGUGAAAUGCCAAGUUUGGGCGUGGUAUGGAUGGUAACAGAGGGGGGCAUGGCUGAUGUGGAAGGAGGACAAGUGCAGAUUGGUAAUCGUCUAUCAGUUCUAGCUAUAUCAGGGUGUCCAAAACUGAUGGUGAUGCCAUGCUUUCCUUCAUCGCUGAAUGACUUGAGUUUGGGGUGGAGCAACUUGCAGCUGCUGGGACUGCCUUCCAGUUCCAGUGGUGCAGGAUUGUCUUCUUUUAGUUUUAGCUGCCUAAAGGAACUUGAACUAAAUGAUAUGGCACCACCACCAGGAGCAUCAUUGUACGGAUCUGGGUGUCGAUGGGAGCUGCUGCAACAUUUGACGGCACUGGAGUCCUUAGAGAUUAGGUCGUGCGAUGGCCUAAUCGAGCUGCCAGAGAGCGUGAGGAGUCUCGCAUCCCUCCGAACUCUGCGCAUCGCAUUCUGCAGCUCUCUCUGUAUGCUUCCAGAGUGGCUGGGGGAACUCCGUUACCUGGAAACGAUGAGCUUUUUCGACUGCAGUAGUUUGAGCCCUGCACCAUCAAUGCAGCCGCUCAGGGCCCUCAAAGCACUGGAUAUUUCUUACAGUAGGUGGGUGGAUGACCUCUGCUCUCCGUCUCUGCAGACUCUAGAGGUACAUAAUUGUGACGACAUAAGUAGCCUCCCCAAAUCAUUCAGGCAGCUCACCUCACUCACGGAUCUCCAAAUAUUAGGUUGUCAUGACUUCCACCAGCUGCCAGAAUGUCUCGGCGAACUCUGCUCUCUACAAAAGCUAGGCAUCAAGGGAUUACCCAGGCUGAGCAGCCUUCCACAACCAUUGGGGCACCUCACCUCCCUCCAAGAGCUCCAAAUCGAAUACUGCGAUGCACUUGCUCAGCUUCCCGUAUGUGUUGGGGAACUUCGUUCUCUACGCAUAUUCAAGAUUUGGCAGUUGCGGAGCCUGACGUGCCUUCCCCAAUCAUUGGGGCACCUCACCUCCCUCCAGGAGCUCAAAAUAACAUACUGCGAGGCACUUGGCCAAUUGCCCGAAUCGCUGGGGGAACUUCGUUCUCUACGUGUAUUCACAAUUAGUCAGUCGCACAGCCUAACUUGCCUUCCGCAAUCAUUGGGGCACCUCACCUCCCUCCAGAGGCUCGGAAUUGCAUACUGCGAGAAAUUUGGCCAACUGCCCGAAUCGCUGGGGGAACUCCACUCUCUAAGUAAAUUCGUGCUAUGGUGGUUGCCGGCCCUGACUUCCGUUCCUGAAUCGAUGUGCUGCCUCACCUCCCUUGAAGAGCUUACGAUCAUGAACUGCCCGGGCAUUAGAUCCUUGUCAGAGUGGAUUACAGGGCUUACUGCUCUGCACACACUGGAGAUCGAUGACUGCCCUGAUAUGGUGAGGCGCUGUGAGAGAAGGAACGGGAAGGACCGGCACCUCAUCUCCCACAUCCCUCAUCUGAGUAUUGGGCUAGGCGCAGCCCAUUAUCACUUGGACUUCGACUGGUGA
Molecule: messenger RNA, 1941 nt
Organism: Miscanthus lutarioriparius
Lineage: Eukaryota; Viridiplantae; Streptophyta; Magnoliopsida; Poales; Poaceae
Source: the annotation of a GenBank genome assembly